AUGCCUUGUUUCUUCUAUAGUUUCUUCCCUAGUUUCUACUUUCUUCUUUAGUUUUCUUCUUCUCCGGCUCUUCCUUGCGCGCCUCCACCAGCUUCCUCCUUCUUCUCUUCCAUCAUUCCCAUCACGCGUCAACACGCGAGCGAUGGAUUCCCUCUCCACUGUCUCCCCUUCCAUGGUGCUCCCUCCACCAAAUCCUUUCAACCGCCACACGCGCCACCUUGCACUCUUCUCACGCGCCCCUCUCCCUCCCAGUCUUCUCUCUUCCUCGACGUCUUUCUCCAAACUCUUCAGCAUCAGCUUCAUCAGAAGAAGAACAAGAAGGACCACGAGAGGCUUAAACGACGUCUCGUGCAGCGCUGGCGGUGCCGACGACGUUAAGGGAAGCAAAAACGACGGUGGAUACGAUGAAGAGGAGGAGGUUGAGAGGGCGCUUCAUAUGGACGGGACCAUCCCUGGAACCUCCGACGAGUUCGUCAAGCGUGUCUCGUCUCGCGCUUACGACAUGCGCAGGCAUCUCCAACAAUCCUAUUAGAUUCCAACCCUUGGAGAGAAACUUCAAAGCCUGUUUAUGUACUAACGCAAAAGGAAAAUCAAUUGUGGACAAUGAAAACCCGAAGAAAUAGAAGUGAGGUUGAGAGAGAGCUUGGCUUAUUAUUUUCCAAAGGAGGCAACUGGAGAUCUGGACUUGGGAAUCAGUCCAAACAAGCAAGGGGAGGGACAAAGUUUCAAAUGCUUGUGGAAGAUAUUAGAGAGGGAGUGCUGGUAUUUGAAGAUGAAAAUGAAGCAGUAAAGUACUGUGACUUGCUACAAGGAGGUGGUCAAGGUUGUGAGGGUGUUGCUGAGAUAGAAGCCUCAUCGAUAUUUGAUCUUUGCCAGAAAAUGAGGGCUCUUGCAGUUUUAUUCCGCAGAGGGAGGACACCUCCACUACCCGAAAGCCUUCAGCUCAAUCUGCGAGCUCGGAAACGGUCACUUGAAGACCAGGAUGACUCGAUAUGAAAAUUAAAGUUCCCUUUUGUGAUAAAUGGCAUUGGCAGGGAAGCAUACAUUAUGCUAAGUAAGAUGUAUAAAAUUAUUAAAGCCACGAAAAAAAAUGUACAAAAUUAUUAUUAGAGCUUAGUAAAACUGUAAAAGAAAUUGAUUUCUUGAUUAUAAUUGAAAAGAAUAUAUAUAGCAUGUACGGUUAUGUUACACGUA
This is a messenger RNA of Arachis ipaensis, 1194 nucleotides long. NCBI's taxonomy places the organism in Eukaryota, Viridiplantae, Streptophyta, Magnoliopsida, Fabales, Fabaceae. The record is from RefSeq and is a predicted model, not a curated record.